Eremomyces bilateralis CBS 781.70 is the source of this 1600-nucleotide messenger RNA. RefSeq names its product mating-type switching protein swi10. The transcript has a single exon. NCBI's taxonomy places the organism in Eukaryota, Fungi, Ascomycota, Dothideomycetes, Eremomycetales, Eremomycetaceae. Gene Ontology annotation, molecular function: damaged DNA binding; single-stranded DNA binding. Gene Ontology annotation, biological process: mitotic recombination; nucleotide-excision repair; meiotic mismatch repair. Bases 358 to 1350 code for a protein of 330 amino acids. Gene Ontology annotation, cellular component: nucleus; nucleotide-excision repair factor 1 complex; ERCC4-ERCC1 complex. The record is from RefSeq and is a predicted model, not a curated record.
GAAGGUGAAGAGGAACAAUGAGGUGAAACAGUGAAACUGAUUGUGGUCAUGUGAUUGGUCAUGUGACGAGUGACAUAUCAUUACUGUCAUGUGAUCUAUGUAUCCUCAUCAUGUGACCAUUAUCAUGUGACCAGCGCCUCUAACCUCCCCCCAAACAUCACUACAGACUAUCACGUCCUUAAUGAGCCGUUGAUCCAAUCCAUACUCCCUACGGCCUAUACACCAUCCUACACUGCCACUGUGGGAGGAGUUAAUGUCUCAACCCUCAGACCACAAUGAACUCUUGCAGCCCAAUCUCAAGGCCGCAGGAAGGUGACGAGCUAUAUCUCCAUCAACCUUGAAGCCCUCAACUCCAUCAUGGCUUCAUCAGAAUCCAGACCCAAGAUCCAACAGCCUACACCGCAGGCCCUCCCCACCCGGCCCGGCCCAACCGCGAUCCUCGUCUCCCCCCGUCAAAAAGGUAACCCCAUCCUCAAACACAUCACCGCCCUCCCAUGGGAAUACUCUGACGACAUCCCCGCCGACUUCGUCCUCGGGCAGACCACCUGCGCGCUCUUCCUCUCCCUCAAAUACCACCGCCUGCACCCGGAGUACAUCUACGGCCGCAUCCGUGAGCUUGCGGGGAAAUACAACCUGCGCCUCGUGCUCACCAUGGUGGACGUCGACAACCACGAAGCCGCGCUCAAGGCGCUCUCGAAAACCAGCCUUGUCAACAACGUCACCAUCGUUCUGUGCUGGAGUGCCCAGGAGGCCGGCCACUACGUCGAGCUGUACAAGAUGUACGAGCACGCGCAGCCCACGAGCAUCAAGGCGCAUCAGGCGACCGGGUAUUCGGAUCGGUUGAUCGAGUUCAUCACCGUGCCGCGGAGCGUCAACAAGACGGAUGCGGUGGGGUUGAUCUCCAAUUUCGGGAGUCUGCGGACCGCGGUGAAUGCGAGGCCGGAGGAGGUGGCGUUGAUUGCUGGGUGGGGCGAGAAGAAGGUGCAGCGGUGGUGUAAUUCCGUGCGGGAGCCGUUUCGGUUGAAGCAGGCGGCCAAGCGAGGGUUGGUCCGGGAAGAUGGCGGUGCGAGCGCGCCGGUAGGACGGCGGACAGGGGGUCCGGGGACGUUUGGGAUUGAGGAGACGGAGAACCUGCCGAGCAAUGCGAUUGAUGUAGACACUGUUGGGCUUGAGUCGGAGGAGGCGGCUUUAAGGGAAGUUGAGGCGCAAAGGAAACGUUUAGAGGCGGAGAGGAAUGCCGAGAGCUCUCGCGUUGAGAAUGAAAGGGUAAAGGCGGCAAAGAAACGACCGGCUGAGGAGCAACUGGACGACGGUGUCAUGGCUGCAUUAGCAAAGCUUCGCAAUCAAUGAAUUGCAUUUUUACGAGAAGUGAGUAUUCGUGAAACUAGUGUACAUGAAAAUCAUUCGAAUCUCAGCUUUUUGUCCAUAUUCGCAGCACCCUUCAUGAUCGUCGCAGGAGUAUCCCUACUCGAGAACUCUCGCGACCCCCUCCGACCCACCUCAGUACUCCAGGGCUGGGUCCGUCAACGUAUGCGGAUUUCUAGACGACGAGGGGCUGAAGAAUAAUGGGUGAACGGCAGAGCACAGCGCAGCAUUCUAA